Molecule: messenger RNA, 3878 nt
Organism: Solenopsis invicta (red fire ant)
Lineage: Eukaryota; Metazoa; Arthropoda; Insecta; Hymenoptera; Formicidae
Exons: 3
Coding region: 2471-3115 (214 amino acids)
Source: RefSeq, a predicted model, not a curated record
UAUAAAAAUAUAAAUUGACAUAAUAUUUCCAUGAUAUUAAAAUAAUGUUUAAAAUAUUUAAUAAUAUUCUUGGUAGGGGGGGGGAUAUUAUAUUAAUAUUAUUUUAAUUUUUAAUAAUAUUCGAGGAAUAUUGUGUACUUGUGACGAGUGUGUUACGUAGCAGUUAUAUUGGUGAGUGGGGAAAUUAUAACAAUUAUAUAACUGUAACUUGAUGUUAUCGGGACCUCUCCCGAUUUCUGCACAAACGCACUGCCGAUCGCAAUAUGCUUUCUGCCGCGUAGAUAAAACAAUCGAGAACCUUAAAAGUUCGGUAUCCUUGAGAAGAUCUCAAGUAUUUUUCUAUAAGAACUCGAAGACGCUCUUCGUGAUAAAGCUUAAGGAAAUUCGUCCUGCGUGUGUGUGUGUUUUGCGUGUAUGUAUAUCAAUCAGCCCAGAGCGAAUCGCGUAAGAAUCUACCUUGUUGAUCUUUUCCGAUGUUUAAUUGCAGUUACGCAGUUUCGGGAUUAACGAGAAUCCGUUGUUAAAUCUUGAAACUAUUCUAUGGAAAAAAAGAGAGCGCGAGAGAGUGAGAGUGAGAAAAAAGAGAGUGUAUCGUCACAAUGAUCCUCGAACCUUCGUAUUCUUCGAUCACAUAAUAGUGAUAUAUCACCCUUACAGAAAAAAAUUACAAGAAUACGAAACAAUUACUGAAGUUCUUUAAUACACUAAGAGAAAAAAUAUCUUAUAACAAAAAGAAAUUUACUUAACACAAAAAUUAAUAUUUGCUCGUCCAAAUAACUUAUUUAUUUGCAGUCAAUUUAAAUUUCUUAAUUCUGAAAUAUCUGUAUAAAUAAAAUAAAGAAAUAAUUUUUAUUCAAGUAAUUUUUUCUUGCAGUUCUAGAAAAUAUUUACUGUCACAUUAUUCUUAUAUUCAAAAUAAUUGGAUUUUUUAUCUAAAAAGAAGACAAUUUAAUUAAGUUAAAUAAUAUUAUUAGUUUAUUGGUAUCAUUUGUAUUAGUUUAAAUGCAAAAGAUGUAAAAAUGCAAAAUUAUAUACGUAAAUAUUUUUACUUAAACAGAACAAACAAAUGCUUGCAUCAAAAUAAACAGUUUUAAGAAAAUGUAAUUUUUUUUUCAUUAAAAAAAAUUUUUCAAUCAGUGUAUACACAGUAAUUUUUUCGUACUUUUGUAGAUGUUUUUUCCUUAAGGAUAUAUCGAUAUGCCCGUAGUAACAGCAACUGAUAAUUCAACAUCGUGAUAACGCGAGAUCUUUCCCGUACUGUCGUCUCUCGUUGCAAAACGACGACGAGGCGACGAUGCAGAUCGUUUCCGAUUUUUCGACGAUAUACAGACGCGAAGUCGCAGAAAUCCGAGAGGUGCAGUUUUGCGAUUACCUUGCGACAACAGGGACGAGCCGUGCUAGUUAAACGGUCGACGUUAUAUCGGCGGCUGAUUUUCAACAAUUUAUAAAGCGUUACGAGGUUGCGAGGUGCGAGCUCGCUUAUUAGACACGUUUACCGCGCACAGAUCGUUCGCGCGGUAAGGAUGUAACGGCUGUAAACGUCCUAUAAUUAAUGCGAGUCAAUACGAGAAUUCUGAGGAGGAUGCUUUUUGUAUUAUACGAGGUAACGAACGCGACAAAUACAAAAGAGACUGAGAGAGAGAGAGAGAGAGAGAGAGAGAGAGAGAGAGAGUGUGUGUGUGUGUGUGUGUGUGUGUGUGUGUGUGUGUGUGUGUGUGUGUGUGUGUGUACGAGAGAGAGAGAGAGAGAAAGCGAGUGUGAGAACGAGACUCUUCGUCGAGAAAGAGAGAAAAGAGCGAGAGAUAUUUUUUUUCGUUUUCCGAAAACGGCCGCCUCUUCUCUCGGGAGCUUCAUUCGUUAGUAUUUGCAGCUGUUUAAUUGGCAAGGUGCGAGGAGAUAGCGCGAGUAUUAACGGCGAUAAGAAGAUGCAGAAGCGCCGAUAAGAAGCGUCGAUAAGAGGAAAACGAUAAGAGAGAGAGUCGAGAGAUUUGUAAUAUUGCUGCGCCAGAUUAUAACUACUAUUAGCCGUGUAUACUUUAUUGGAAUAUAUGAAUUAUUAAUGGGGAGAAAAAGUGUCGAAAAUAAAGAGAGAGGCAAUUUAAACAUGGAAACAAAUCUUGUAGGCCUCGUUAUUUCGCGAAACCCUUUCUCUCUCAUGAGCGUUCUCCAAAGAAGAAUAUUAAAUAUAAAAUAAAUCUAUCUUUUUUUUAAGACAGAAAAAAAGGUAUUAUAGCCUGCAUCCAUUUAGAUUUUAUACAAUGACUUUGUUAAUAAUUAAUAUUUUAAAUUGAAGUGUUAUACAAUUACGUUGGUCACUGUGUUCUUUAAUACAUUUCUAGACUCGAAGUUACGAUAUAUUUGUUAUAUUUAAAAUGUAGCUGCGUGAUGGAUCGAAAAAGAACAGAAUAGGUUUGCCGGUCUUUUUUUUCGAAAUAAUAAGGCGACGGGAUGACGUCUAAAAUAAAUUGUCAUGUUUGUGAACGCGAGGUUUUCGGAACAAGAGUGUCACCCGCUUAUAUCUGACAGCGUAUUUCGCAGGCAAUAUCGAUCAAAUACCGCACGGUUCCUGCACGUAUCGCGGAGACACGCACGCGGCACUCGACCCGACGCAGGGCGGAGACGCUCAGUUGAGCAUCCUCGACGACGGCGGACGACGCGAGUCGGAAGAAAAAAAAAAUUGCAUCGCGCGGAAAAUAUGUCCGAGCUGCAAACGAACUCGUACGACUCGAGACCGGUAACGUCGACGAAGAGAUCGGAGAGGCCGCCGUUCAAGCUGUGUUUCUCGCGAAACCAGCAGAUCGGGAGAUCCGACGCUUGCAUAUCGAAAACGAACGCGGAUUUCGUCACGCCGAAAUUCUACUCGCGGGAACUCGAGGACGCGCGAAAUGCAGACGUAGGCGACACGCUCGAGAGACUCGCUAAGGAGCAAGAUAAGACCCCGAGGAGGCUAUACCAGUCGCCGUUAUUGACCAGCCACACUUACGGUUGGUGGCACGACAGGGGGAUACACCCGAAGGACACGCGACUUGACUUUCACAAGAGAACGUCAGACCUGGUGAGCUUCCAGAUGAAAAUCUACGCCGAGGAUCGAAAGCUGAAAGGCCUCAAACAAUAAACUGCAUUGAACUUGCUUCAAUUUAGUGUUUAUCACGCACGUACCCUAACAGCACGAGAUAUCAAACGAAUAUUGUGAUAACUUUACAAAUAUCACGAUACUGUGCGAAUGUUCGUACGAUAUCUAGAAUAUUCUAGAAUAUUCCUACGAUAUCUUGUGCUGUUAGAGUACUAUUGAUAUGCAAUAACAGUAAUAAUUUAAUGGUAAUCAUUUAAUAAAUCGAGAUACGUAUUCUGAUUAUCGUAACGAUCUAUUCAAUUUUAAUCUUUUAUCCGAUAUUUGAUAAUUUUUUUAUAUUAUAAGGUAUAUACCGUUGUAUUGCAAAAGGCGUAUACGUGUAAGUAGGCAUGAUGUAUUCGAAUAUCCGCAGUGCGUUGAGUUCGAAUCCGUGAGUUCGCUAUAAAUUCAAUUCUUUAUUAUUGUAUGUAUUGUAAAUAACUCGCGUUCACUUAACACGAGGCACUGCCGUGUUUCUUGAUAAAAUUACCUACAUGAAGAAUUGGAUUUAUCUUAUCUUUAUCUGGAUUAUUAGAAUGUAUCCAUCUUUAUUGUAUCCAUCUUUAUUUUAGAUAAAAGAAGUAUUAUAUCUCUUACAAAUUAUUUAAGUUCAUGUAAACAACAAGUAUGAGGUAUUAUCUUUAGCUUCAACCUCUAAAUUAGUCAUCUAGAAAAAUAACAAGAAAAUUUUUUGAAAUGAUAACAACAUAAGGUAAUGUUUAUUGCUCCAAAACCAAGUUCGAAUAUUUUUAUAAGAAACUUUGUC